ACAAAAUUUUAUGAUCGCUUUUGUAAGCAUUUGAAAUUGAAAUGGCAGAGGUGUUGUCGAAAAUCCCCAUUUCAAAAUUUCGAUAUGGAAUUCAAUUCGGAUGCCAUACUUUAUAGAAUCCGAUGAAGUUCUAUAAUUUUAAAUAUAUUGUCGUUGAGUUCAAAUCCCACCACCAUUUCCAAUCUGCUUCGAUUCUUCCCCUUUUCAUAUCUCUGGAGGGAGAAACAGAAGAUUUGGCUAUAUACACAUAAUCAGUUUUUCAAUUAUAAUUUUACUUUCUGUUUGGUGUUAUCGUGGGCAAUUUAAUUGCUCAGGACCACGAGCAAUUCAAAAUCCCUGAUAAUUUCUACUCGGGGUCCUGGGAUUUAGGGUUUAUUUUUGUAUUUCAAAAUCUUGGAUUUUGAUUGUAAUUAUAUCUUGAUUGUCGGUGUUCCCUAAUACAGACCGUCAAAUACAUAUACACAAGUAAUUUGGGUUUUAAUUUGCGUGGUUGUACGGUAGAGGUGAAAGAAAGGGUGUCGCUUUAGAGUUUAGAGUGAUGGACGGAAGGAGAAUCACGGCGAGUCCAAGGCCGUGUAAUGGUCGGCGGGUGGUUGCUAAGAAACGUCCCCGUGGUGGUGUUGAUGGGUUUGUGAAUAGCGUUAAGAAGCUUCAGAGAAGAGAGAUUUGCUCGAAGCGGGAUCGUGCUUUUCGGAUGUGCGAUGCUCAAGAGAGGUUCAGAAACAUUCGAUUGCAGGAGGAGUAUGAUACUCAUGAUCCAAAGGGACACUGCUCUAUGGUAUUACCAUUUCUGAAAAAGCGCUCAAAAAUCAUUGAGAUUGUUGCUGCUCGUGAUAUAGUCUUUGCUCUUGCACAAUCUGGAGUCUGUGCUGCAUUCAGUCGAGAGAACAACCAGAGAAUAUGCUUUCUAAACGUCAGCCCUGAUGAAGUUAUAAGAAGCUUGUUUUACAAUAAGAACAAUGACUCACUCAUUACAGUAUCAGUCUAUGCUUCAGACAGCUUUAGCUCCUUGAAAUGCAGAACAACAAGAAUCGAAUAUAUACGACGAGGUCAACCUGAUGCUGGUUUUGGUCUUUUUGAAUCUGAAUCUUUGAAAUGGCCUGGUUUUGUGGAAUUUGAUGAUGUCAAUGGAAAGGUGUUGACAUUUUCAGCACAAGAUAGCAUUUACAAGGUGUUUGAUUUGAAAAACUACACGAUGUUAUACUCCAUUUCCGAUAAAAAUGUACAAGAAAUCAAAAUAAGUCCUGGAAUUAUGUUGUUGAUAUAUAAUAAAGCCAGUGGUCAUGUCCCACUCAAGAUUCUCUCAAUUGAAGAUGGAACUGUUUUAAAAUGUUUCAAUCAUCUUCUUCACCGAAACAAGAAGGUGGAUUUCAUUGAACAGUUCAAUGAGAAGCUUCUUGUGAAGCAAGAAAACGAGAAUCUACAGAUUCUUGAUGUACGCAAUUCUGAUUUAACGGAAGUUAGCAGGACAGAAUUUAUGACUCCAUCAGCUUUCAUAUUUCUAUAUGAAAAUCAAUUAUUUUUAACUUUUAGAAACCGAACAGUUGCUGUAUGGAAUUUUCGUGGGGAACUUGUGACAUCAUUUGAAGAUCAUUUAUUAUGGCAUCCAGAUUGCAACACUAACAACAUAUACAUCACAAGUGAUCAAGAUCUUAUCAUUUCAUACUGCAAAACCGAGUCUGAUGAUCCUUUAACAGAAGGAAAUGCAGGUUCGAUAAAUAUCAGCAACAUCUUGACGGGGAAAUGUCUUGCGAAGGUGAAGGCAAAGAAUGGUGUUCCUUUGGAUGAGUGUAGUUGCAGUGGCAAUAAUGUAAUUUCUAAUGGAGGUAGUGGCAGAAGUUGUAAAUGUACUUCAAGGAAGAGAAUUAGGGCUUCAAGGAUUAUGAGUUCUGUUGCAGAAGCUCUUGAGGACAUUACUGCCCUUUUCUAUGAUGAAGAAAGGAAUGAGAUUUAUACAGGAAAUAGACUUGGGUUAGUUCAUGUAUGGUCUAACUGAAAAGGGUAAGGUUGUAAUUUGGUAAAUUGUGUGAAAAAUGAAUGGUAUGUGUGUUUUAGAACUCAAC
This is a messenger RNA of Lactuca virosa, 2063 nucleotides long. The record is from the annotation of a GenBank genome assembly. NCBI's taxonomy places the organism in Eukaryota, Viridiplantae, Streptophyta, Magnoliopsida, Asterales, Asteraceae.